Messenger RNA from Prinia subflava (tawny-flanked prinia), 1783 nucleotides. Its product is annotated as olfactory receptor 14J1-like. The transcript has a single exon. The coding region runs from base 1 to 945 and encodes 314 amino acids. Gene Ontology annotation, biological process: G protein-coupled receptor signaling pathway. The record is from RefSeq and is a predicted model, not a curated record. Gene Ontology annotation, cellular component: membrane. NCBI's taxonomy places the organism in Eukaryota, Metazoa, Chordata, Aves, Passeriformes, Cisticolidae. Gene Ontology annotation, molecular function: olfactory receptor activity; G protein-coupled receptor activity; odorant binding.
AUGUGCAACAGCAGCUCCAUCAGCCACUUCCUCCUGCUGCCAUUGGCACACACGCGGCAGCUGCAGCUCCUGCACUUCUGCCUCUUCCUGGCCAUCUCCCUGGCUGCCCUCCUGGCCAACGGCCUCAUCAUCAGCGCCGUAGCCUGCGGCCACCUCCUGCACAGCCCCAUGUUCUUCUUCCUGCUCAACCUGGCCCUCAGCGACCUGGGCUCCAUCCUCACCACUGUCCCCAAAGCCAUGCACAAUUCCCUCUGGGACACCAGGAACAUCUCCUAUUCAGGAUGUGCUGCACAGAUGUUUUUCUUUCUGUUCUUCAUUGGAGCAGAGUACUAUCUCCUGACCAUCAUGUGCUACGACCGCUAUGUGUCCAUCUGCAAACCCCUGCACUACGGGACCCUCCUGGGCAGCAGAGCUUGUGCCCACAUGGCAGCAGCUGCCUGGGCCAGUGGCUUUCUCAAUGCUCUGCUGCACACAGCCAAUACAUUUUCCCUGCCUCUGUGCCAUGGCAAUGUCCUGGACCAGUUCUUCUGUGAAAUCCCACACAUCCUCAAGCUCUCCUGCUCCAAAUCCUACCUCAGGGAACUCGGGCUUCUUUCUGUUACUGCUGGUUUAUCAUUUGGUUGUUUUGUGUUCAUUGUUUUCUCGUAUGUGCAGAUCUUCAUGGCUGUGCUGAGGAUCCCCUCUGAGCAGGGACGGCACAAAGCCUUUUCCACCUGCCUCCCUCACCUGGCCGUGCUCUCUCUGUUCCUCAGCACCAUAAUGUUUGCUAAUCUGAAGCCCCCCUCCAUCUCCUCCCCAUCCCUGGAUCUGUCAGUGUCAGUUCUGUACUCGGUGGUGCCUCAAGCCCUGAACCCCCUCAUCUACAGCCUGAGGAACCAGGAGCUCAAGGAUGCAGUGCAGACGAUGAUCACUGGACCAUUUCAGAAACAUUUAACUGCUGUCUAAUCUUUUUUUUUAAUCACUUGUAUUCAAGGUCAUCUUUGAUUAACACUUGUUAGUUUGUUUGCUUUUUUUUUUUUUUUUUUGCUUUGUUUUAGUUUCCAUUCUUGCCUCAAAUAAAGGUCUUUGUGCCCUUUCUAAUUUUGUUUCUCUCAAUCUUUAAUGUGGCCCCAUUAGGUCAAUAAGGAGCUGUGCUCUUGGUGACUUUUAAAAAAACUAAAAGAUCUCCCAUCAAACUUCCACCGAAGAUCCACCAUUGGUUUCCUCUGCAGCUGCAGCAGCAGUGUCUGUGUGCAGAGCUGGGGCAGAUCAGUGCUGGCACAGCAGCUGUGCCCAGCAGCAGCAGCACUUGGUGUUGCCAGUGCUGCUGCCGUGGCCCUGCCCCGCUGCCCUCCUGGCCCUGCUGUUGCUGUAGGGCCUGAGUGCUCUCGGGGCCGGGCACAGGGCUGGGGGUGGCAGUGCCGGGGCUGCAGCAGGGACAGGCCAUGGGCACUGCUGGGGCAGCGCUGACGCCUCAGGCCAGGGCCUGGGGGCUGCAGGCUCCUUGCCCAGGCUCUCUCCACAACACGGCCAGGCCAAUGCUCAGCACAGAAAAGCCCCGUCAGCAGCCCCAGGCUGGCCGUGGGCAGGCUGGGGGCAAACAGCAUCACACCAUGGGAACGUCCCUUGGGGAGCAGGAUCAUCCUCCAAGUGCUUCAGGAAUUGUCUGCAGGCUCCUGCAGGGCCUCCUGCUGCUCCCUUGCCAGAGGCACCACAGGCCAGGGGGGCACAUCUGCCCUGCUGUGUCUGCCUGUGGGGCUCCCUGCUCUGGGCAAUGAGGAGGGGCUGCAGAGGCUCUGCAGGA